AUGCGUUUCGAUAUCAUCUCCCUCACGGCUGGCUUUGCCGCAACUGCCUCCGCUCAAUGCGUUGGCAACUACUUCAGCUUCUACAACCGCGCUGGUAAUGCCAUGAGCUACCAGCGUCUCGACCCCGGUCUAUUCCCCGGAACUGAGAGCCCUCAUCUCCACUCUUUCGACGGAGGAAAUGGACUCUCCAAGUCCAUGGGCUUUGCUGAUACCCAGGCCUCGGACUGCACCACUGCUCGUGUCAAAACCGACAAGUCCUUGUACUGGCGCCCUACUCUGUUCUUCACCAACGGAACCAAACUUUACCGCGUACCCGAGCUGUCCACCAAGAUCUACUACAAGUACGGGGAUGGCAACAACUGGGCAAACGUCACGGCGUACCCAGAGGACUUCAACAUGAUCGCUGGUAGCCCGCUCAAGCGUUCGGAUGGCGACAACCCAGCCGGUGUUCGUUGGGGCUGCCACGAGCCUGACGGUGGCUCCACAGCCAUCUUCGCCAAUGGUUUUCCCAAGGGCUUCAGCACCUGCAAGUACGGCUUCGCGUCCGAAGUCACCUUCCCCUCCUGCUGGAACGGUGAGAAGAUGGAUCCCAAGAACCCCAAUGCGCACAUGGCCUACCCCAACGGCAACGCUGGCAUCGGUAUCGAGAACUGCCCAACCACUCACAGGGCUGCGCGCUUCCCGACUCUCUUCAUCGAGUACUGGUGGGAUGUUACCAGCUUUACAUUUGGUCCUGAUGAGGCUCCUUGGCUCUUGUCCAACGGUGACCCAACUGGCUACGGCUUCCACGGUGACUUUAUGAACGGAUGGGAGACCGGUGUCCUCGAGAAGGCUGUGAGUGAGAACGAUGGCUGCAAGUGCGGUUGCGGAUGCGGACAGGAAGAAAUGGAACAGUGCUUCGGUUCCGAGAAUGUCAACAAGGACAGCGACGAGUCCUGGGCAAGCUGCUCUGCCAUGGAGGCAUACGGCGGCGACGAUGGAAGCGUCCUUGAUGCUCUCCCUGGUUGCAACCCUAUCCAGUCUGGCCCUGCUUCUGCUACCUCAGCAUCUGGCCCAGGCUGCACUGCUGCACCUGCCCCUGCUGGCAACAGCACAGCAACUUAUUCCGCAACCGUACGCCCUACUUCCAUGGCUGCCGUCUCAUCUGUAUAUGGGGCUGCCCCCUCCGGCGUCUACUCCGCGGUCCUACCCAACGUCUCUUCUGCAGUGUCGGUAGUCGGAGAGGCCGCAACUCCUCUCCCCAUGAGCGCCUUCUCAUCUUACAGCGCCGUGCUUCCUGAUAAGCAGAUUGGCAAGCCAACUGGCGGCUACAAUGCUGCGCAGCCCACCCCGAUUGCGUCUGAAGUUGCAGAUGCUACUUCCUGCACGGGCGGAGCUGUUGUCACUGAGACGGUAAAGGCGACAAUCACCGUCACCGUCGACGGACAUGCCGCUAUGAACACAGGCUCCUACUAA
Messenger RNA from Alternaria postmessia, 1455 nucleotides. RefSeq lists its product as uncharacterized. The coding region runs from base 1 to 1455 and encodes 484 amino acids. The record is from RefSeq and is a predicted model, not a curated record. The transcript is spliced from 2 exons. Lineage: Eukaryota; Fungi; Ascomycota; Dothideomycetes; Pleosporales; Pleosporaceae.